AUGGAGGAGAAGAAGAAGAAGAAGAAGCAGGAGGUGGAGGAUGAGAAGGCUAAAGAAGAAGGAAAAGGAAAAAAGAAGGAGAACGAGAAGAAGAAGGAACAGAAGGAGGAGAAGAAGAAAAAGAAGAAGGAACAGAAGGAGAAAAUAAGAAGAAAAAGGAGGAGAAGGAGGAGAAAGAGGAGAAACGAAGAAGGAGAAGGAACAGAAGGAGAAAAGAAGAAAAGGAACAGAAGGAGAAGGAGAAGGAAGGAGACGGAACAGAAGUAGAAGGAACAGAAGGAGAAGGAACAGAAGAAGAAGGAGAAGGAAGGAGAAGGAACCCAAACAGAAGUAGAAGGAGAAGGAAGGAGAAGGAACAGAAGGAGAAGGAAAAGGAAGGAGAAGGAACAGAAGGAGAAGAAGGAACAGAAGGAGAAGGAAUGAGAAGGAGAAGAAAAGAGAAGGAAAGUAGAAGGAGAAGGAAGGAGAAGGAACAGAAGGAGAAGGAAAAGGAAGGAGAAGGAACAGAAGGAGAAGAAGGAACAGAAGGAGAAGGAAUGAGAAGGAGAAGAAAAGAGAAGGAGAGAGAAGGAGAAGGAACAGAAGGAGAAGGAGAAGGAGAAGGAACAGAAGGAGAAGGAAGGAGAAGGAGAAGAAAGGAGAAGGAGAAGGAACAGAAGGAGAAGGAGACGGAAGGAGAAGGAACAGAAAAGGAAGGAGAAGGAGAAGGAACAGAAGGAGAAGGAGAAGGAGAAGGAACAGAAGGAGAAGGAACAGAAGGAGAAGGAAGGAGAAGGAGAAGAGAAGGAAGGAGAAGGAGAAGGGACAGAAGUAGAAGGAACAGAAGGAGAAGGAGAAGGAAGUAGAAGGAACAGAAGUAGAAGGAACAGCAGGAGAAGGAAGGAGACGGAGAAGGAACAGAAGGAGAAGGAGAAGGAGAAGGAACAGAAGGAGAAGGAACAGAAGGAGAAGGAGAAGGAAGGAGAAGGAACAGAAGAGAAGGAACAGAAGGAGAAGGAGAAGGAGAAGGAACAGAAGGAGAAGGAAGGAGAAGGAGAAGAAAGGAGAAGGAGAAGGAACAGAAGGAGAAGGAGACGGAAG
Gigantopelta aegis is the source of this 1080-nucleotide messenger RNA. Its product is annotated as golgin subfamily A member 6-like protein 22. The annotation marks the transcript as partial. The transcript has 9 exons. The record is from RefSeq and is a predicted model, not a curated record. NCBI's taxonomy places the organism in Eukaryota, Metazoa, Mollusca, Gastropoda, Neomphalida, Peltospiridae.